Molecule: messenger RNA, 1059 nt
Organism: Toxotes jaculatrix (banded archerfish)
Lineage: Eukaryota; Metazoa; Chordata; Actinopteri; Toxotidae
Gene: c17h21orf58
Exons: 9
Coding region: 1-1059 (352 amino acids)
Source: RefSeq, a predicted model, not a curated record
AUGUACCGAGUCGUCCGCUUUCUUCUGAGGGGUUUCUGUGGGAAUGGGAGAACUUUCAGCACUGUGCUAAAGUGUGCCCCAUGGCAACCACUGUGUGGCUUUAGUCUUGUCUCAAACACACAAGUGAACACAAAAUUUGAGGGACUCCAAAUGCCAGGAUUCCAGGAUGACAGCUCCAUGGUUGAUCAGAUGACAAGACUCAAAAUCAAACUACUGGAGAAGGUAUGUGAGAAACUGGAAAAUGAAAAGCACAAAAUGGACAACAGAGCAGAGUCUGCCCAGUCUGCAGGGAUUUAUGAUGGGCAGAUGGAUGCAAUGCACCGUGCACUAAGGCGAAAGCAGGACCUUCUGGAGAGACUGAGGGAGCAGCAUAUGUUAGAGGACCUCAGCAGACCUCACACUUGGGGAGGGUCACGAGGACAGUACCAGCCACAUUUCAUUACUGCUCCUCAGGCGCCUGCACCACUCCCGUCUAUGAUGCCCACCCACAUCCACCACCCAGCGUCUGUUUUGCCCUUCCUCCCGCCUCCACCACCUGCCGUGCCUCAGCCUCCACGCAUCAUCCAACAGACUCUACCCCAGCAGCCUGCCACGAUCAUACAACAGCUGCCACAACAGCAGCCUCUGAUUACUCAGAUUCCCCCACCUCAGCCGUACGCUGCACCACGUUCAGGCAGCAUCAAAGAGGACAUGGUGGAGCUGAUGCUGAUGCAAAAUGCCCAGAUGCACCAGAUUAUAAUGCACAACAUGAUGCUGAAAGCCAUGCCUCCUAUGGCCCUGUCACCACCUAGGGGGCCCAGUCACUGUGCCACCCAUGUUGGGCAGGAUUGUUACCACGGAGACCCUAUUUUUGUAAAGCCAGAUGUCAAACCGAGGGGAAGUGCUGUCCAUCAUCAUCAUCACUAUGGUCCUACCCCUGCAGCACCACAGCUGCCUCUUAUCAGCUACCCUACAUGGUUACCAGCCGUGUCAUCUGUCCCAGCAGGACAAGCAGGGGGGGAUCUGUCCUCCUUACACCAUGUAACAGCACCUAUUACACUCCCACCACUCAAUGCGUAA